This is a messenger RNA of Knipowitschia caucasica, 6534 nucleotides long. NCBI's taxonomy places the organism in Eukaryota, Metazoa, Chordata, Actinopteri, Gobiiformes, Gobiidae. The record is from the annotation of a GenBank genome assembly.
AUGGAGGCGCCGAGCAACAAGCCGCAGUGCACUGUAUUGUUAAUAUUAUUGUUGUGCCUUCAACUACAGGGAUCUCUGUCUGGAGACUGCCCUGCUGAUGGAAGGACUUGGGUUCCUUUCAAUGACCAAUGUUAUCAUUUUGUGCACGGAGAGGAAGAUGCCAUCAAAAGCUACACUUUAGAAAGAGCAACGACUCUUUGCAAGGGAUUUGAUCUUUUGACAAUCCAGAGCGCAGAGGAGAACAAUUUUGUUAUUAAUUAUAGCCCAGAGGUGUGGAAAGGCAACGUCAACGUGUGGCUGGGAAUGUAUUAUGACACAAACAGUGAAGACAUGAGGUGGCUGGGCCGUGACCCUGUGCAGUACACAAACUGGGAAUUCAGCUCGUCCCCCUCAGACCUCGUGCCCGUGGACACGUGCGUGGCCCUGCACACUGUGUCCGGGAGGUGGGAGAACAUCAGCUGUCAGGAUGAAGUGGAGAAUGGAGUGGUGUGUGAAACUGCUCAAGAAACUGUGAACUCCACACGCAAGCCCAACGCCGUCCUGUCUGCCCUGGUCAUUCUGAGCGUGGUUGCCAUCAUGGGAAUCUCUGCGGUCAUCUGGUUCCUGCAACAGAAGCACCAAAUCGGCUCAAGCAUCCUCUCUGCGUUUGAGUACCACCCGCCCUUUCGAGUCUUGGACAACGACCAGACCUGCCUGGUGGAGACUGAGGAGGCCGAUAGUUCAUCAAUUUGGCAGCCUGUGCACGAAAUGGACACGUCACAGCAACUGACUCUUCUGCCUUCAUUUGCAUCGCCAUCUGCCUCCAAGUGCAGCCCAGCGGUUGGCUCCUUAUUCAGCCCUCUCAACUCUUAUGAUUUGAAUGGAGCUGUUAAUAGUUGUCUUCAUCUUAAUGGGGGGGCUAUGGCGAGUCCAGAGCUUGAGCCGUUUGCAACAGAAGAAAAUGACAAGAAAGAAAUGAACAUCCCUCAGUCUGUGAGUGGUAGCCAGAGUGGAUCUUUGUCAGAAAGUUUGGACGACAAUGACUGCAGUAGUGAUCCCGACCCCCAGGAAGAGGAAGACUUCAGUGAUACAAGUGACACCACUGACUCAGAGAAGGACUAUGGACUGACAAGAAAGCAUGUGCUUGUUUCAAUAACAGAUGCCACAACCCAAGAUCAAGACGCACGUGUCUACUCUUCGUCUCAAUUAUCUCGUCGCCCAUCGCUGCACAGUCAUUUUCAUUCACAUCCAAGCCAAAACCACACCAGUGAAUUUACUCAGGAUGCCCCUCUGCCCCUUGUCACUAAAGGACAUCCCCAAAUGGACGCACCAUCAGUACCUCGCUCCCCAGAUUCAAGUCCUAUCGACUUAAGUCCAAAUAACAAGCAGCCACCAAGUCUUUCCCCAUCUAAAUUAUUGACCUACGUCUCAGUAAAACAGACAUGCAGUCCACCUCGUAUAUAUGGACAAAAUAAAGCAGAUAAAGGUCACAUGGAAAACUCCGAUGAAUCCUUGGCAGAUGAUACUGAAGAGACAAGCAUCAGCACCUCAGAUUCUGGCAGUAGUGAAGGAGUAAGCUCUGAAUAUUCGGACUCACUAAAAGGCUGUGAUGGAUACAGGACUCAUCAAAUACUUGAAAAAUCCUCCAACCAACCCUCCGUCCUCAAUCAUUCUCUACUCAAGACCUCUUCCUGUCUGGACAGUUUCAACAGGGCCCAUCACAGCACUGCUACUUCUUCAAGCGUCCUGGGGCCAGCGCAGAGAAAAAGAGUAACGGAUGAGAAAGCUUUGCAAAUACCUUUGGAUUUUGGCUGGCAGAGAGUGACCCGAGCCCGGACAGUGGCGGGGCGUCUGCAGGGAGAGGUCUGUUAUUAUGCUCCCUGUGGAAAGAAGCUCCGACAGUAUCCUGAUGUACUAAAGUAUUUGUACCGAAACGGAAUAACUGAAAUUUCGCGAGAUAACUUCAGCUUCAGCACAAAAAUCCAACUAGGGGAGUUCUACCUUGCCAAAGAAGGGCCAGAAGGCUCACAGUGGAUGCCGUUGUCAGAGGACGACAUCGCCGCCUGCAUCAUUGCCAUGGAUGGGAGACGUCAGAAAAAAGAUCAGGGCCAAGAAAUAUUCACUGGAACACCACCUUUGUUUCAGUCACAAGAUGCUGUCAAUGCCAAUCUACUGAGAAAACUGGAGGCUCAAGAAAUUGCUCAACAAGCCAGUCAGAUGAGAAUAAAUAAAAAACUUGAGAAGCAAGCAAGAGUACAAGCAGAAAAGGAAGCAAAAAAGCAACAAGCAAUAUUGAUGGCUGAAGAGAAACGCAAAAAGAAGGAACAGCUGAAGAUUCUUAAGCAGCAAGAGAAGAUCAGGCGCAUUCAGCAAAUCCGUCUGGAAAAGGAAGUCCGUGCGCAGCAAAUUCGCGAGGCAAAAAGAAAGAAGAAAGAAGAAGCUGCAAAUGCCAAAAUAUUAAAAGCAGAAAGACAAAGUCAGGAAAGGGAAAUGAAGAGACAACAUGCACUUUUCCAGAAGCACCAGGAGCGGGAAUGGAGAAGGCAGCACCAUAUGCUACAGAAAGAGGUCGAUGCUCGGAAGAAAGCAGAGGAAAAAGAGCGGUUAAAAAACGAAAGGACCAAUGAGAAACGGGUGAACAAAGAACGAAAACUGGAGCUGAGACGACUGGAACUGCAAGAGCUGAAGAAACCUAGAGAGGACCUGUGUUUAACAGAUCACAAGCCUCUUCCAGUGCUCUCCCGUAUUCCUGGCCUGGUUCUUUCUGGGAAAACGUUCUCAGACUGCCUCAUGGUUCUACAGUUCAAGCACAGAUUUGGGAAAGUACUGAGCCUGAAAGCACUGAGUUUGUGUGAGCUUCAGGGAGGGCUCCUGAACAUGGCGGACAGCGGAGAGGCCAAAGUUCUGGAGCUGCUGGUAAACAUGGUCUCUGCUGCUGUGAGGGACCCCAGUCGACCUCACACACACAAGAUGAAAACUGCUUCAGGAGAACCUCUGUCAGACCUGAAGCUAGAUGGUGCCAAUGUAUCAGAGGCUCUAAGGAUCUACAUGGAAAGUGAUUAUGAACAAGAUUGUUGCAUGAGCUCUCUGGCCCAGAGUCUUAAGACCAAAGACUUCCGGGCUCUUCAGCCAGAGCAGAAGGCCUCCAUACUCGCCUAUCUGGUGAACAAGCUCUGCCGCUGUAAAGCUGUGGUUAGUGAAAUUGACAAAACUAUAGAUCACAUGGCCAAUUUGAGGAAAGAGAAGUGGAUCACUGAGGGAGUGCUUCGCAAACUGAGAAGCACUCAUGCCAAGAGGACCGGCAUGAAAACAGCAGAGGGCUCUCUGUGCCCUGCUCCUACGAACAAAAGAAAAAGAAAGGAAGGGUACUGCGAGGAAGAGGAAGAUGAAGACGAGAGUGAUGAAGAAGAAGAAACUGAAGAGGAGGAGGGCAGGAAAUCAGACUGUACAGCGGAAGAUAAUAAUAAUGCUGCCAGUGUGGAAGAGUUGGAAACACAAAUCAAAAAAGCAGCAAAGCAAAAGGCUGAACUCAGACAGAAGCUCCUGGAAUCCUCGUACUCCCUGCGCCCCAUGAUGCUGGGGCAGGACCGGUACAAGAGGUCCUACUGGCUUCUCCCAGAGUGUGGAGGGGUCUUUGUCGAGGGGAUGGAAACUCAUCUAGUUCUUGCUUCCAGUGCCUGUAGUCCUGAAGAUGAAGACGUGCGACAGCAGCAGUCUGGCACCCAUCGAGGGAGUGAGAUAUUGUGCGACUUGUCCAAAGAAUUGACAAGUUCAAGCCUGCCCUUUGCUGGCAGCGCUGUACCCCCCUCGAAGGAUCUGGCCUCCCAGCAUGCACAGGGUGACGAGAACACCAUCCCCUUCCAGACUGUCAGCGAGCCCCAGUCCCGCACGGCCCCCUGUGACAACUCCCCUGCUGAGGAGGUGGCCCAGCACCAGGAGCACUUCAGCCCUCUGCCCGUCCCACAGGACAUGCUAAAUGGCUGGUGGUGGAUGUCAAAUGUGGAAGAACUGCAUCAUCUGUCCAAGGCGCUUCAUUGUCGAGGCAUCAGAGAGAGGGCUCUAACCAAACAGUUACAGAAGCAUAUGGAGUACCUAGACUGGCUCUACCUUCAUAAAACAGAUGCAGUCAUCGAUGUAGCAGAGCUGCAGAAGCAAGCUGGUUUUAAGGAGAUGGUAGACCGCUGGUGUGUUCAGGAGCAGGCCAUGAAGUGGGAUAUCGAAGCGCUCAAACGGGUCGAGGCUCUGGCAGGAGUCAUUUCUGCCAGACUGCAAAUGAAGGACUGGGCUUCCCCUAAGCUCCAGGCCCAGUGUCCCAAAAGUCCUCUCGAUGUAGCUGUUAGCAGGCUGGCAGAACUGGAGAGGAAUAUUCAAUGGAGAAAAGAGGAUGAGGACGCCCCCUGGAGGCAGCAGUGGCACAAGGCUGUGGCUCAGGUCAGCAGCUCUGCUCAGCUCGUCCUGUGCAUUCAGCAGCUCCAGAAGAACAUGCCCUGGAAUCAAGUCAUGAAAGUGGAGUGUCAGGUUUGUCUCAGUGGAGAUGAUGAAGAGUCGCUUCUGCUGUGCGACAGUUGUGGUAAAGGGUUCCAUGUUUACUGUCAUGAACCCCGGGUCUCCUCCAUACCCGAGAGCAACUGGUUCUGUUCUUUAUGUUCAAGCAAGGAUGGUGUUGUUCAGCAAAUAUUCUGGUCCCAGCGGACACAGAGGCAUCCCAGUCCCACAUCUGGACGAGGGAAGCGGCCCAGUGAAGUGAAACCAAACGGUAAGCCAUCAGAGUCCGAAGAGCUCAUCAAAGAGGAAACAUCCAGCAGGAGCAGCCGCGUGCCAAGGAAAAGGAUCAAGGAAAGCAGGAAGAGGAGAGCGGACCACGCUACACCCAGCUCCCAGAGAGACCAGGACCCUGCUGUGAAGAGGGACAUCAGGAGAGAGGAGCUGGAGAUGUGCCAGCAGCUGUUAGACGAGUUAGAUUCCCACCCAAGCGCCUGGCCGUUCCUCAGACCUGUGUGCUUCAAAUCGGUCCCUGGAUACAAGAAGGUGGUCAAGAAGCCCAUGGACUUCUCCACCAUCAGACACAAGCUCAUCCAUAAGCCGUAUACAAAUGUGGAGAGCUUCAUGGACGAUGUGAACUUAGUCUUUGACAACUUGCGCAGUCUGGGGCAGCACACGGAAGAGGUGAGCGGCUGCACCUUCUCCGCGGCCCUGCUGGCCACCUGUUCCGGGGACAAGACUCUGCGUGUGUACGGCGGCUUGGAUCUGUGCGAGCUGCCGUUCUCUCCUCUGCGCGGACACGCGUACGGGGUGCACUGCUGCUGCUUUACGUCCUGCGGGACGCACCUGCUCAGCUGCUCCACAGACGGGACGGUGCUGGUGUGGAGCGCUCGCACCGGGGACAGAGUGUGCGCACUGGAACAUCCAGCCCGCAGUCCGCUGCGCGUCUGCGCCGUGGCCCCGGACUCAUCCCUGGUCCUCGCAGGGGCCAGUGAUGGGACCGUGGCGCUCUGGGAUCUUCCCAGCAGAACUCUGCGAAGGUGUCAUGCUGUGAGUGAAGCCAGUGUGGUGGCGUGCUGCUUCUCUCCAUGCAGUCAGAUGUUUGUGACGGGGAGCACCCAUGGAGACCUCCGGCUGUGGGCAGUGGACGGUAGCUCUCUGUGGGUGCACAAAGAUGCUCAUGACCUGGGGGUGACCUGCUGCUGCUUUGCGCCACAAUUUAACAUUGAUGGCUGCUGCGUGGAGUUUCGACUGGCCUCCUGCGGACAGGACAGCCAGCUGAAAAUAUGGAUAGUGUCUCAGCGUGAGGGCACAGUGCUGUCCGUGAAACUGCUCCACACCCUCACCAGCCAGACGGCCCCAGUCCUGACCUGUGCCUUCUCCUCAGACGGAGCCCUCGUAGCCUCUGGAUCUGUGGACAAAACGGUUGCCAUAUAUGACGCAAACUUUGGAACUCUUGUGCACUGCCUGAAACAGCAUGACAGAUAUGUUACUGCAGUUGCCAUGUCGCCCACAAAACCCUGCCUGGCAACCGGCUCAAUGGACCGGACCGUCAACGUGUGGAGGAUCGGAGAAGUGGACAACUCGACGGACAGGACAUUGCUCCAUGGCGCCCCCUGCGACUCCAAGAUGAAGCUGCUCAGUGAUUGGUCGGAAAAGGAGGUGCAGAGCUGGCUGUGUGAGGAGGGACUGGAGGAGCUGCUCGUCAUCUUCAAAACUAACAACGUGGACGGACACGAGCUUUAUUGCUUCAAUAAGGAAACAGCAGCCGAGAUGGGCAUUGAGUCUGUCGGUCUGCGCGGUCGUCUCUUGAGGAAAGUGGAGUCCCUGAAGGCAGCACAGAGCGGCGUAGACGGUCCAGAGGAGUUCCUCUGUCCCAUCAGCAGAGAACUGAUGAAGGACCCGGUCAUCGCUGCAGAUGGGUAUUCCUAUGAAAGAGAGUCCAUCGAGAGCUGGAUCAGAGGGAAAGCCAAAACCAGCCCCAUGACCAACCUGCCCCUGCUGACCACACUGCUCACCCCCAACAGGUCACUGAAGAUGGCCAUAGCACGAUGGAAGUCCAGUCAAUUGUGA